Ogataea philodendri is the source of this 432-nucleotide messenger RNA. RefSeq lists its product as uncharacterized. The record is from RefSeq and is a predicted model, not a curated record. The transcript has a single exon. Lineage: Eukaryota; Fungi; Ascomycota; Pichiomycetes; Pichiales; Pichiaceae. Bases 1 to 432 code for a protein of 143 amino acids.
AUGCUCCUUAUCUGGGCCGGUCUUGGACUUGUCCACCAAAAACUCCCAUUUGGAGUCCUCGAAAGAAGGAGAAUACUCUUCGGUGUUCAAACCUUCCAGAGUGAUGUACUGUGGGAAGUUACCUCUGUAAUGAGCAGUAUCAAUAACGACUCUGCUGACGUUGGUCUUGAACCCGAGCUUGAUAACUGCCCAGUCAACAUGGCCAGGAGACCGCGAACGUUUGGUUUCCCAACCGUCAGACAUGUCGUGGCCGCGGCCUGGAAGCAACAAGUUGUCGGCAGAUCCAAAGUGCUGGUCGGAGAAGCCAACACAAACACCUCCGUUCAAAGCGCUUGCGGUGUCCAACACGGUGGAGAUGUCUUGAGGAAUGAUCGGGUACACGGUACCGUACAAUCUGAACCUGGCAAUUCCUCCGUCAGGAUACAUUCUUAA